AUGAACCCUUCCUCGAUGGAGGUUUUUGUCUUUGGAGACCAGAGCACUCGCUUUACCCCUUUACUUCAGGAUUUACUCCUCAAAGGAAACAGUCCUUAUUUAGCACACUUUGUUGAACAAGUUCAUGCACUUUUCAAGAAAGAGAUUUCAUCUCUGCCAAUACCUCAGCGAAGGUUUUUCCCAACCUUUGCAAACAUCCAAGAACUUGUCUCGAAAUCGGAUUUAGACGGAGGCAAUCCUGCCUUGACGAGUGCUCUGGCAUGUUUCUACCACCUAGCCAGCUUUAUCCACUUCUACGAUGGGCAUGGUCGGGCAUUUCCUACAGAGAAUAGUCGUAUUAUUGGACUCUGCGUUGGAUCGCUUGCUGCCGCAGCUGUCAGUUGCUCUCGUUCGUUGAGUGAACUCGUAUCAGCUAGUGUAGAUGCCGUUCGUGUAGCACUAUACGUAGGACUACGUGUACUGAGGACUGCCUCUCUGUUCAAUACCCCAGAUACACCUUCAGCCACUUGGUCUGUCAUCGUGCCUGAGACAGUGCUGCCAAUAUCCUCCGCUCAGGACAGAUUGGAUUACUUUAUAACUGAAUCGGGCCUUGCUCGAUCAUCAGUGCCUUACAUUAGCUCGGUUGCACAUCACAACCUGACUAUUAGUGGUCCACCAUCUGUUCUUGAACAAUUCGUCCGUACGAUAGCAUCGUCUUCGAAAGAUGCUCUGCCAGUACCGAUACACGCUCCGUACCAUGCCAGCCAUCUUUAUAGCCAGGAUGAUAUAGACGAGGUUCUUGAGCUGGCGGCACCGACUUUCAUAUCGAAACCAACCAUCCCAGUCAUUUCUAGUUGCUCUGGAGAAGGUCUUGAGUCUUUGGACUACACGCAGCUACUUCGCCAUUGCAUCAAUGACAUACUCAUCAAUCGAAUGGAUCUUACUAAGGUCUCGCAAGCAGUGCAUCACCUCCUCUUGAACAGCUCGCCUUCUACAUCUAUACUGUUGAAGCCUGUCGCAACCAGCGUCUCAAACAGUAUAGUAUCUUCUAUGGAGCCGUCUUUGGCUGGAAGAUGUGUGGUAGACAGUAGCAUGAGCCCCUCGGCUUCGAUUCAUCUCCCGUCAACAAAGGAACAGCCUGAAGCAUUAAGCAAGAGCUCCAAGAUUGCUAUAGUAUCUAUGUCCGGUCGUUUUCCGGAUGCAGCCAACUUGGGUGAUUUUUGGGAUCUGCUUUACGAAGGUCGUGAUGUUCAUCGACAGAUACCCGAGGAUCGAUUCAAUGCAGAACUCCACUACGAUAGCACUGGAAGACGCAAGAAUACUAGCAAGGUCAUGAAUGGGUGCUUCAUCAAAGAGCCUGGACUGUUCGACGCCAAGUUCUUCAACAUCUCUCCAAAAGAAGCGGAACAGUCAGAUCCUGGCCAGCGAAUGGCCCUUGAGACGGCCUACGAGGCGCUGGAGAUGGCUGGUAUCGUCCCGGAUAGAACGCCUUCGACUCAAAGGGAUCGCGUAGGCGUCUUCUACGGCAUGACUAGCGAUGAUUGGAGAGAAGUCAACAGCGGCCAAAAUGUUGAUACUUAUUUUAUUCCAGGUGGCAAUCGAGCUUUCACCCCAGGCAGACUCAACUACUUCUUCAAAUUCAGCGGGCCAAGUGCCAGUGUUGAUACAGCUUGCUCCUCUAGCCUUGCUGCUAUUCAUUUGGCUUGCAACGCGCUAUGGCGAAAUGACUGCGAUACAGCGAUUGCUGGUGGAACAAAUGUCAUGACCAAUCCUGACAACUUUGCCGGCUUAGACAGAGGCCAUUUCUUAUCGAGGACGGGAAACUGCAAUACAUUUGAUGAUGCAGCAGACGGGUACUGUCGCGCUGACGGCGUCGGAACCAUUAUCCUCAAGAGACUGGAAGAUGCAGAAGCAGACAAUGACCCUAUCCUCGGCGUCAUCCUUGGAGCUUACACAAAUCACUCAGCUGAAGCAGUAUCAAUCACCCGACCGCACGCUGGAGCCCAGGAGUAUAUCUUCUCAAAGCUCCUCCGCGAAUCCGGCGUCAACCCCUACGACGUCAGCUACAUCGAGAUGCACGGCACAGGGACACAAGCCGGCGACGCAACCGAGAUGUCCUCCGUUUUGAAGGCUUUUGCUCCCACUAGUGGCCUCGGUUGCCGUCUUCCUCAUCAGAGCCUUCACUUAGGCUCAGUCAAGGCAAACGUGGGCCACGGUGAAUCUGCAUCUGGUGUAGUUGCUCUCAUCAAGACGCUUCUUAUGAUGCAGAAUAACAUGAUCCCGCCUCAUUGCGGCAUCAAGACCAAGAUCAAUCAUCAUUUCCCUACAGAUCUUGUGCAGCGCAAUGUUCAUAUCGCUGGAGCGCCGACCCCGUGGACGAGAUCGGCUGAGGGAAGUACAGGGCGUACUGCUUUCGUGAACAACUUUUCUGCGGCUGGGGGUAACUCGGCCGUCUUGUUGCAAGAUGCCCCUCUACCUACCAUGAGCGCAGAUAUUUUUGAUCCUCGCUCGUCUCAUGUUGUGACCGUGUCUGCUCGGUCAGUAGAGUCCCUGAGAGGAAACCUCGUCAACAUCAGAGAGUUUGUGCAAGGACAGGAUCGUUCACAAACAGAUUUACUUAGCAAGCUCUCUUAUACAACAUCAGCCAGACGCAUGCAUCACCAAUUCCGAGCUUCUGUCACAGCCCAGAACCUUGAGCAGCUAUUAAUGGGCCUUGAAGCUGCUAUUGAGCGCCAGGACGUCAAGAGAAUACCCGCUGCGGCUCGCCCAGUUGGCUUUGUCUUUAGCGGCCAAGGCGCCCAAUACAGCGGCAUGGGUAAAGACUACUUUGAGCAUUUCACUGUCUUUCGCUCAGAAAUAAUAUCUUAUGACAGCAUUGCUCGAUCUCAAGGGUUUCCGUCCAUCCUUCCAUUGAUCCGAGGAGAGGUCAAAGUAGAGUCGCUGAGUCCCGUGGAGAGUCAGCUCGGUUUGGCGUGCCUGCAGAUGGCACUUGCUAAGCUAUGGAAGUCGUUCGGCAUAGAGCCCAGCUUUGUUCUUGGGCACAGCCUGGGUCAUUAUGCUGCUCUGCACAUUGCUGGCGUUCUGUCUGCUACAGAUACCAUCUACCUCACCGGUACAAGAGCACAGCUGCUCACAGAUAAGUGCCAGGCUGGCAGUCACUCGAUGCUUGCCGUGCGAGCAUCCUUGCUGCAGAUUCAACAAUUUCUGGAUGCCAACAUUCAUGAGGUCGCUUGUGUGAAUGGGCCACGAGAAGUCGUCAUCAGCGGAAAGGUCGCCGAUAUCGACCAGCUGGCUGAGGUUUUGUCAGCUGACAAUAUCAAGGCCACCCGCAUCAAGUUGCCUUUUGCCUUUCAUUCAGCUCAGGUGGACCCAAUACUAUUUGAUUUGGAUACGGUCGCCUCUCGAGUCACUUUCCACUCACCCCAAAUUCCUGUUCUUUGUGCACUAGACAGCUCCGUCAUCAAUCCUGGCAAUCAUGGUGUAAUCGGUCCCCUCCACCUCCAGCGUCAUUGUCGCGAGACGGUCAACUUCGAGGGUGCUUUACACGCUGCGGAGCGAGAGAAGAUCAUCAACAGGAACUCAACUCUUUGGAUUGAGAUUGGCCCCCAUGUCGUUUGCUCUGCCUUUUUGAAGGCCAGCCUUGGUCAAGAUACACCGACUAUCGCAUCUCUUCGACGUAAUGACGAUUCUUGGAAGGUCUUGGCUGAUGGCUUGAGUACCUUGUACAACGCCGGAUUACCAAUUGACUGGGACGAGUACCACCGGGACUUCAAGGCGUCCCACCAGGUAUUACGUCUUCCUUCAUACAGCUGGGAUCACAAGAAUUACUGGAUCCAGUACAAGCAUGAUUGGUCCUUGACAAAGGGUGAUCCUCCAGCAGCCGCCAAUGGUAACGGCUCGACAGAGGCAGUUUCAGCCUUGUCAACGCCCUCGGUGCAAAAGAUUCUGCAAGAAAAUUUACACGAUCAAGUUUUAACUAUCGUUGCUGAAUCGGAUCUAUCGAACCCUCUAUUGAACGAGAUUGCUCAAGGUCAUAGGGUCAAUGGUGUCAAAGUCUGCACAUCCUCAGUAUAUGCCGAUGUCGGCUUGACACUGGGUAAGUAUAUACUCGACAAAUACCGCAUCGACUUGGAAGGCUAUGCGGUGGAUGUUCACGGUAUUGAGGUUCAUAGGCCGCUGCUCCUCAAAGAAGGAAUAGAUGGUACAUCUCAAAAGACCCCGUUCAGGAUCGAAGUACGGUACCCCACCACAAGCACUACGGCAUCGAUGAACAUUUCCAGCACUGGUCCCAACGGUCAGCGCAUCGAGCACCUUGAUUGCGACCUUCGACUUGAACAUCCGUCCAACUGGGAGGCGGAGUGGGAUCGCCAAGCUUAUCUCAUCAAGCGCAGCAUUGACUACCUCCAAGAGCGAGCUACUCAAGGCUUGGAUAGUAUGUUAUCGAGCGGUAUGAUCUACAAGGUUUUCUCCAGCCUUGUCGACUACCACGAUGGCUUCAAGGGACUGCGAGAGGUCAUUCUGCAUAGCCAGGAGCUUGAGGGUACAGCCAAAGUGCGGUUCCAAACCCCACAUGGAGGCUUCGUCUGCAAUCCCAUGUGGAUUGACAGCUGUGGCCAGACGACUGGCUUCCUCAUGAACUGCCAUCAAACCACACCCAACGACUACGUCUAUGUCAAUCAUGGCUGGAAGUCGAUGAGGUUGGCAAAGGUGUUUCGACAAGACGUGGUCUAUCGGACUUAUAUCCGGAUGAGGCCCGUCGAUGGGACCAAGUUUGCCGGUGACCUGUACAUACUGGAUGAGGAUGAGACUAUAGUCGGUGUGUAUGGCGAUAUAACAUUCCAAGGCCUACCGCGCCGGGUACUCAAUACAGUCUUACCUCCUGCCAAUUCGGUUCCGAUCGAGGCUCCUAGAGGUCGACGGGAUCUGCCACCACCAAUGCUGGAUGCACCCGCUACAAGGUUUGGAGAAAGACCACCACCACCGGUAUCUGCUGGACCUGGAGCAGCAUUCUCGUUGCCACAGGCAGCCGAUCCAUCCAUGGAUAGCCAAUUGAGACCACUUCUACGGAUCUUAUCCGAAGAGAUUGGUCUCAGUCUUGACAUCCUUUCCGAUGAUGAACUUGACUUUGCAGAUCAUGGUGUUGACUCACUUCUCUCAUUGACCAUCACUGGUCGCAUGCGUGAGGAGCUAGGUCUUGACAUAGACUCUUCAGCCUUCUUGACUUGUCCCACUUUGGGCAGCUUCAAGAAAUUCCUUGGGCUUGCCGAACAGGAUAGCAAGGGGAGUUACAGCACUGAGGGAAGCGAUACAAGCAGUCCAUCGCCUGGUAUUGAGUCUGGCGUCACUACGCCGCCGGCGGAUGACGAGGAGCAGGAAAAGGUCGUCGACAGUCACGAUCAUAGUCACUUGCUGCACCAGUUCCGAGCCACCUCAACGCUUCUCCAAGGCAGUCCUAGCAAGGCCCGUUCAACUUUAUUCUUACUCCCAGACGGUUCAGGCUCUGCUACAUCGUACGCGUCCCUGCCCCCAAUCUCCUCAGAUGGAGAGGUUAUUGUCUACGGGUUGAACUGCCCGUGGCUCAAGGACGCCAGCUACCUUGUCCAAUUCGGAGUCAAGGGCCUGACAGAGCUCUACGUCAAUGAGAUUCUGCGACGCGACCCGCACGGCCCAUACAACUUGGGAGGGUGGUCAGCUGGUGGCAUCUGCGCUUAUGAAGCUGCCCUUAUCUUAACCAGGGCAGGAUACACAGUCCAACGUCUCAUCUUACUUGAUUCUCCUAAUCCUGUUGGCCUUGAGAAACUGCCGCCUCGCUUGUACGACUUUCUAGAUUCUCAAAAUGUCUUUGGGUCAGAUAACCCGCACAGCGCCACGGGGAGCGGCAGCGCCAAAGCGCCAGAGUGGCUUCUUGCACAUUUCCUAGCCUUUAUCGAUGCCCUGGAUGCCUACAUCGCCGUUCCUUGGGAUGCUGGCCUUCUCGCUGGGGAUGGUUUGAUAUCGCCACUACCAGCAUCUCCGCAGAUAUAUCUACUGUGGGCAGAGGAUGGAGUGUGCAAGAAUACGGAUGACCCUCGUCCAGAGUACCGCGAUGAUGACCCGCGUGAGAUGCGAUGGCUGUUGGAAAAUAGAUCCAAUUUUGGACCUAAUGGAUGGGAUGUGUUGCUUAAUGGUAAUGAGGAGCUAUUUGUGGACCGGAUUCCAGGAGCGAAUCAUUUUACCAUGUUGAAGAGAGGACAGAACGCGAAGUAUGUAUCAGCAUUCCUCGCGCAGGCUUUAGGUAUUUAA
This is a messenger RNA of Fusarium sp. VM40, 6261 nucleotides long. NCBI's taxonomy places the organism in Eukaryota, Fungi, Ascomycota, Sordariomycetes, Hypocreales, Nectriaceae. The record is from the annotation of a GenBank genome assembly.